UCAUCAAUCAUGAAUGUGAAAAUGUUUGAAAAAUUAUUAAUUACUUUUUUCCUAUUAAUAUUUAUCGAUAAAUCAGCAUCGAUAACCAAUUCAAAUGAUUUUUAUCUUUGGAAUCGUUUGUUAAAUGUUUCGAAUGAAACAUUAGCCAAAAUAUUUUUACCAAAUUAUAUCGAAACCGAUGGACCAUUAUUUCGAAAUGAAAAUUUAACCGAAAAAUGUCUAACAAAUUUGAUAUAUAUUCGUGAUUCAAUGUUUGGUGAACAAAGAAAAACAUGGGCUUUUCGUUUAUUCAAUUCAUGGCCAUCAUCAAUUAUACCGGUCGGUAUGAUACUUGGAACUAUGACCGAUUAUGGUGAUUAUGAUCAAUGUAUGAGUAUUGAUCCUUCUGAUUUGAUUGUAAAAUAUUGUCUAAUUGAUAUGACAAUACCAAUGCCAAUGCCAAGACCAUCAAUGCAUAAUCUAUUUCAUACGACAAAAAAUAUUCUUCCUAAUGAAAUUAUCAAUAAUAAAUCAAUGUCUGGAAAUUUUUAUUAUGAUUUGGGUAAAAUGUCAUCAUUUUUUUAUUAUUCAACAAUUCGUAAAGGAAUUUGUCUACCAACUGAUUGUAUUGAUAAAGAUAUUGAAAUCAUUACUGAAAAAGGAUUCGGCAGAGAAAUAUUUGAUUUGAAAAUAAAUAAAAUGAUUUGCACUACAAAACAAACAAAAUCAUGGCAACCAAACAAUGUACAAAUAUUAUCCAUAUUGUUUAUCGGAUUUUUUAUUCUAAUGACAAUUAUUUCGGGUAUUUAUGAUUGGUUUAUUGUGAAGAAAAAAUCAAAUACAAUUACAACAUGUUUACUUUGGUUUUCACCAAUGUCAAAUAUGGAAAAAAUUUUAUCAUCAAAAAUGGAUGGUCAAGAUUUAACCUGUUUACAUGGAAUUCGUGUAUUGAGUAUGUGUUGGAUAAUAAUGGGUCAUAUUAUUCCAUUUUUUGAUAUGAAUCGAUUUUCACAUUUAUUUUUAUUGAAAAAUGAAAUUAUCAAUAUUUAUUCACAGCCAUUAUUAAAAGGAUUUUAUGCUGUUGAAACAUUUUUUUUCUUAAGUGGAAUGUUAGUUUCAUAUACAACAAUAAGAUUAACCAAUGGUAAUUAUAAAAAUUUUCGUAUCAUACCAUUUCUUUUGAUAAGAUUUUUACGACUAACACCACAAUUAUUGGCAUUCAUGAUCAUCAUAACAAUAUUACCACCAUUGUUUGAUGGACCUGUUUGGCAAUAUCGUAUGCAAUGGAUGAUCGAUUCAUGUGAAAAAUCUUGGUGGAAAAAUUUAAUCUUUUUACAAAAUCUAAUCAAUUCCGAUGAUAUGUGUGAACCACAUCUAUGGUAUUUGGCUGCUGAUAUGCAAUUACAUUGGUUAUCGCUGUUACCGUUAAUCUUUCUAUUGAAAAAUCCAAAACGUGGAUUAUUGUUCAAAAAUUCACCACCAGGUGCAAUUGUUAGUUCACCUGGUGAUUUUCGUGUCGGUAAUAAAUCCGGAAAAUUUCUAAAAUUUUAUGAUAAACCAUGGAGUCAUGCACAUGUAUUUCUUAUUGGUUUUAUUUUCGGUUAUCAUUUACGACAAAUCAAACCUAAUCAUUUUCAUUGGACUAAAUGGAAAACAUUGAUGGCAUGGAUGACUAUUAUUAUAGGAAUAAUAAUUUGUAUAUAUGAUACAUAUCCAUGGCUUUCUGGUCUACCAUAUCUACCUAUUUGGUCAGCAUUAAUAUCACCAUUAAAUGGAUUAUUAUGGUCAAUGAUAUUAACAAUAAUUAUAUUUAUCUGUAUUACUGAUCCGGAAUCAUUUAUAUCAAAAAUAUUAUCUUGGUCAUUUUUUCGACCAUUAUCACGAAUGACAUUUUCAGUUUUUCUUACACAUUUUCUUGUUAUAUAUGUUAUACGUGAUUCAAGUCGUAAUCUUUUUCAUUUACAUUAUCCAUCAAUAAUAAUGUUAAACGUAUCGGCAAUAUGUCUUGCCUAUUCACUUGGAUUCUUAUUUACAUUGUUAUUUGAAAGUCCAAUUGUAUCUAAAAUAAUAUUAUUAGAACGAUCACAAUCACAUUUAUAUCGACGAAUACGUUUAAAUGUAUCACCGGAUGAUAUUGCAUUUGCAUUGAAUCUGGAUUUUUAGAAAAACUGUGAUUUUUUAAAAAAUUAAAAUUAAAUUAA
This is a messenger RNA of Dermatophagoides pteronyssinus (European house dust mite), 2180 nucleotides long. Its product is annotated as nose resistant to fluoxetine protein 6-like. The record is from RefSeq and is a predicted model, not a curated record. Lineage: Eukaryota; Metazoa; Arthropoda; Arachnida; Sarcoptiformes; Pyroglyphidae.